CCUCACAGUGACUGUCAAAUGAUUUUUUUCGUUGGAGGGUUGUAGCUAAAUUUUUUUAUAAAAAUAAGUCAUUAAUGUUCCUAAUAUUUACGUUAUACCUAUAAAGUAUUAUUAUUAUUAUUAUUAUUAGGUCAUCUAUCCUCCUCAUCUUCCCCGUUAGACUGCUAUUGGCACCUUGUCUUAUAAAAUAAGUUUUUAAAUUUAGACUUUCAAGAUCUAGACGGACAAUUGAAAAUACAUUUGGAAUAAUGGCAUCCAAAUGGCGUAUUUUCAGGAAGCCUAUAAUAGCUAGAGAAGAUAUGGUUAACGCUAUAACAAAAGCUACUAUUAUUUUACAUAAUUUUAUUAAAAAGUCAGAAAAAAACGCAGGUGUUCGUUAUUAUUGUAGUGCUUCAGAUAUUGACAAAACACAAAAUUGUGACUGGACGCAAAGUGAAAUAGGUGCAUUAGCCCCUAUUGGCCAUACAGGAAGUAACAUGCACUCUAAAAAUGCAAAAAUAAUAAGGAAUAAACUUAAAGAUAAUUUUUCUGGUGAAGGGGCAAUUUCGUUUCAAUAUGAUAGAGUCUUGAGAUGAAUACAAAAUGAAUACUAUGUUUCAAC
Molecule: messenger RNA, 601 nt
Organism: Acyrthosiphon pisum (pea aphid)
Lineage: Eukaryota; Metazoa; Arthropoda; Insecta; Hemiptera; Aphididae
Exons: 2
Coding region: 249-575 (108 amino acids)
Source: RefSeq, a predicted model, not a curated record